Setaria italica (foxtail millet) is the source of this 1426-nucleotide messenger RNA. RefSeq lists its product as uncharacterized. The transcript has 3 exons. The record is from RefSeq and is a predicted model, not a curated record. The coding region runs from base 1 to 1047 and encodes 348 amino acids. Lineage: Eukaryota; Viridiplantae; Streptophyta; Magnoliopsida; Poales; Poaceae.
AUGGGCCGCCAAACGAUUGUGGCCGGCGGUACACGUCAUCAUGGUUGCAGCGGCCCGGGGUUGCAAGAUUCCGUUUGCGAAAGUGACGCUCUCGACGGCGCAGAUUGCUGUUCUCUACACACUACUGCUGCUUUCGAACUGCCAUCGUCUUGUCUGUCAGUAGCAGCUCAGUUAUCAGUAUUUGCACAUCUGAAUGAAGCAAAUGAUUCACGCGAAUUCGAAGGAGAGAGACGGCAUGGAGCAGCAGGAGGACGACGAGCCGGGGCCGCAUCGGCUGCCGCGCGACGUCCUCGCGGACGUCCUCCGCCGCCUCCCGCCCCGCGGCCUCGCCGUGUCCAGGUGCGUCUGCAGGGACUGGCCCGCCGCCUUCUGCGCGCCGCCGUCGACGCCGUCCUCCCGCGGUCGCUGGACGCGCUCCUCGUGAACUACCCCGACCUCUCCCACACCGAGUUCUUCUCCCGCCCCGCGCCCGUCUCCGGCAAGCUCGCCGGCUACCUGCCCCCCGACGGCUUCCCCGGAGCGUACCGGUCCUACGCGGUCAGGGACCACUGCAACGGCCUCCUCCUGCUGCGUGGCUACGUGGUGAACCCCGCCACGCGGAGGCGGGCGCCAUUGCCCCCGCCACCGCACCUGGACGGGUUGGGCCUCUGCCACGACUACCUCGUCUACGACCCCGCCGUGUCGCUGCACUACGAGGUCCUCAGGAUCCCUCGCAUCUCUGAAAGUUGCAUUUACAAUCCCAUGGUUCGUUACGAUCGCCGCCCAUAUUGGUAUCGCGGUCAUAUUUUUAUUCCUGGAUGUGACGCAAAGAUUGAGGACAUAGGGUGGCCGCCGUCGCCGUACAUGAUCCCUGUCUUCUCGUCGAGGACAGGGCACUGGGAGAUGAGAUCUUGUGUUCGGGAAGGGCUCGCUGUGGGGUCUGUAGCUGACGUGCUACCGUCGAUUCGCUGCUUGGCAGGGGAUCUCCCCGCUGUAAUAUUGGAGAAGAGAGCUCUAUGUGCAAGACCAAACUCACUGUGUGAUGAGAAUAUCAUUGGCAAGCAAUAAAUACCAAGUAAUAAGACCUCCAUUGGUCUAUGGCAGUCGCGCAAUCCCCAGGCUUCGUCUGGUGAGAUCGGAUCUUGGAUCUUGUGAUUCAUGUAUUAUGUGAUGCAACCGAAGCUAACCCUCAUCGACUUCGAGUAUGGAUCUUGGAUGAAUCUUGUGAUCAUAUGAAGUGGGUGAUGACCAUGACCUGAGGCCCGUGUUGGCGCAUUGGAAUCACCAUAAGAAAUUAGAUGGGCCCUGGUUCCUGCAAGAUAUCAACUAUUAUGAGGAGCACCGCGGAGAAGAGAACACGACCGAACCAGUGGAAUGUGAGCUCGAAUGGAACUCUGAUAACGAUGACUUUCUUGAAGAGGGAGUUGAAAUAGACGCUGGUGGUGAU